Messenger RNA from Meloidogyne enterolobii, 465 nucleotides. The record is from the annotation of a GenBank genome assembly. Lineage: Eukaryota; Metazoa; Nematoda; Chromadorea; Rhabditida; Meloidogynidae.
AUGCCUAACCUUUGCGGUGUAAAUCAAAAACAACUUUCCGAUGCCCUAAUAGAAAUUAAAAGGAGUGCUACAACAAAUACAGCGCCCCCUUCUUUUGCUAAUAAAGACCAACAAUUGGUUAAUGGAGUUGGGAAUAAAUUUAAGAAUUUAUUCAGAGCCCAAGUCUCUGGAGGCGAUACUGUGGCUGACAAAAGCAAUGAAGUAUCUGAACCUUUAGGAGGUGGCAAUGCAGAUUCUCCUCGUCAAUAUAAACUAACAAAUUUCCAUAUUCACAAAGUGCUUGGAAAAGGAAGUUUUGGAAAGGUAGGGGAAAGGAUUUUAAAUAUUGUUUGUUUUAUUAAUUGCGAUAUAUGGGAUUUUUUGGAAGAAAGUAAAAAGGCAACAUUAAAGUUGAGGAACCAAGGUACGGAAAAAUAUCAAAUCCUAGAUCCCGUAAUUGGAUUGACUUUAAAACACAGAACGUGA